GGCGGGGCUUCAUUGCGGCGGGCAGCUCGGGGACGGUGUACUUCUUCGACCCGCCCAGCGUGGAGCAGAAGAGGGCGGGCGUCCGUGAUCUCUACGUGCUGGUCCGCCGCCUGGCAGUGGACCUCCCACACGGACCCGAACCACCAGCCAUGGGGCCAGCAGGACCCAUGGGUCCGCCGGGACCCAUGGGUCGCUCCUACCGCUUCCCAGGCCUGGGCUUUGGCUACAACUUCAGCUGCGGCCUGUCCCACCCCGCCUCCGCCACCUCCACCCCGGGUUGCAACAACAACCCCGCUGCUGCUGCCGCUGCUGCUGCUGCCGCACCUAGUCCCGCUCGCGCGCUGGUGCGGCUGAGUGUGUCGCCCGACGAGGGGGAGGUGGUGGCGGUGAGCGGCGGCGGGGAUGUGAUGGUUGCCAACAUGGCGGUGGUGGCGGAGCGGGAGGAGCGGCCCAUUGCGGGGCUGGUGGGGCCGGAGCUGCUGGAAGGCGAGCCCUUCCGCCGGCUGCUGGGCGGCUUCCUCACCCGCCGCAUCAUCGGGCUGGCGGCGGCAUCCGCGGUGCCGCUGCUGGCGGCGGCGUCGGCGGAUGACCGGCAGUUGCGAGUGUGGAACUACGAGUCCCGCCGCUGCCUGCUCAGCCUGGCGCUCGACGAGGAGCUGCUGGCGCUGGACAUGCACCCGGGGGGGCAGCUGCUGCUGGCGGGCAUGUACGACAAGAUCCGGCUGUACGGCAUCAUGCUGGACGCCCUAGAGCUGGUGUUCGAGGCUCCCCUCAAGCGCGCCGCCCUGGUCCGCUUCUCCACGGGCGGUGCGCUGUUCGCGGCUGUGGGUCGCACCAACGCCAUCUCCCUGCACGCCACCUACCACGGCUCGCCCCCCCUGGCGGCGCUCAAGGGGCACGCGGCGGCGGUGACGGACCUGGCGUUCGCGGCGGAUGACCGGUUGCUGGUGUCGGCGGGGCUGGGGGGCGCACUCUACUUCUGGGACCUGAAGACCUACACCCGCAUCAUGGAGUACGAGUGUGUGGACAAGCAGGCGGUGUACACCUCGGUGACCAUGUACAACCAGGAACCAGGCGGUGCAGUGGUGCGAACAAUGGACGGCAGGGCGCGACAGAUCCUGUCCGGGCGGGUGGAGUACGAGGUGGCCUGCCGCGGCGGCCCCUCCGCCCCCGCCUGCCUGCUGGGGGCUGACCGCGUGCUGCUGGCGGCGGACGACACGGGGGCGGUGGUGUCGUACACCUGGCCGCCCGACAUGCCGCCGCGGCCGGGCUUUGCGGCGCUGGCUCCUCCGCCGCACCCCUACCCGCUGCACAGUGCGGUGGGGGGCGGGAUCUGUCGCAUGGUGCUGGUACCCUCGCGCGGGCUGCUGUUCACCGCGAGCUGCGACGGCAGCAUCCUCAUGAGCUCCGUGGCCCUGGUGCUGGACGGGCUGCUGCUGGAGGCGGCGCAGCAGGGGGGGCGGCACUUCAGGAUAACACACUCGCCGCUGCAACACCUCAUGUCGGCUGCAGCAGGGGGGGCGGGGCCGGGGGUUGCGGGGGUUGCAGGAGGCGCCGGGGGCGCCGGGGGCAGCACCGGGGGAGCUGGAGGCGUGGGAGGAGGAGGAGGGGGCGGAGGCGGUAUGGGGGGUACGCUGCAUGCGGGUAGUGCCCCCACUCCCUCCUCCGCCGCCUCCACCGCGCCCCCCUCCUCCCCCGCCGCCCUGCCCUUCUACGUGACGGUGCCGGAGGACCGGCUGGUGGCGCUGCGGGAGCGGGUGGUGGAGGUGGCGAUGAUGGUGGGCAGUGCGCGGAGCGAGGCGGAGUACCAGGUGUCAGGCCUUCCGCGCCGCCCAGGUCCUGCGCGACGCCAUCAGCCGGCUGGAGGGCGAGCUGGCUGCCGCUCGGGGUGCGGUGACGGAGCGGGAGGAGCGCAUCGCGAGGCUGCAGGCGGACACGGCGCUGCUGGAGAGGAGGGUGGUCAAGGAGCUGGAGGGCGCCCACAUGAGUGCUGCGGAGGAGCUGGAGGCGCUGUAUGAAAGGAGGCUGCAGGUGGAGGCUGAGAAGCUGCGCCAGCUGGCCGCAGCCCGCGACGACGUGCAGUACCGGGCGGAGGAGGCGGUGCGGCGCAUGCAGGAGGCGCACCAGCGGGAGCUGCAGGACCUGCGCACCGCCCACCGUAUCGCGAUGGAGGGUAUGGCGGGGCGGCUGGCGGCGGCGGAGGCGGCACGGCAGGAGCAGGACCGGUUCUUCAACGAGUAUGUGAAGCAGGCCGAGGAGGACUUCGAGGACCACUCCGACCGCAUCAAUGAGCGCAUCACCGCCCUCACCGACGCGGCGGAGGCGCGGGAGCAGCGGCUCAAGGCGGACAACAACAUCCUCAAGAGGACCAACCUGAGGCUCAAGGCCGACAAGACGCUGGACCUCAAACGCAGCGAGAAGCUGGCCACCGACAACGCGGCGCUGCGGGAGCAGUGCGAGGAGCUGCGACUCACCAUCUCCAAGCUGACUCGCGAGCUGGAGGAGCGCGACGCAGUGAACGCGGACAACUACGCAACCAACCAGUCGCUGCGGCGGAAGGUGCAGGACCUGGACAAGCACAAGUUCGUGCUCACGUACAAGGCUGAGACGCUGGCCAAGCAGCUCGAGCCGCAGGAGAAGGAGAUCGAGCGGCUGCAGGACGAGCUGGAGGGCCACGACAAGGAGCUGCUGGGCCAAAUGGGCCGCCUGCAAAUCCUCUCCCGCCACGUCGCCGAAAAGGACACCUCCCUACGCAUGCUAAAAACCGAAAACGCCGCCCUCAAACGCCGCGUCACCCAACAAGACACCGCCAUCUCCGCCUUCAGCCAGGACCUCUACGCCGCCAUGCAACAGCCCGAUGACCGGACCGUGCACGGCAGGUCCGCACGUCAAAAGGCGCUGGACGAGCUGGUGCGGACAUACUGCCUGGGUGACCCGCGGGUCGGCGCCAGCCGCGAUGCCACUGCCGAGGCGGUUGCGCAGGCUGCUGCUGCGGAGACGCGGGUGGUGCUGCUGCAGUGGCGGUUGGAUCAGGACGCGAGGACGGCGAGGGCGACGUUACGGAGUACUCUGCACCAGAACAGCCAGCUGCUGCGGGAGCUGCAGGUGGCCCAGGAGGACAACCGCGCGCUCCGUGACAAGGUGGAUGCGGCGGUGGUGGCGCUGCGGGAGCUGCAGGGGCGCUACUACAUGCUGGAGCGGAGGGCGGGGCUGAGGGGGGGAGGGGCAGGUGGAGGAGGUGGAGGCAGCAGUGUGGGGGAGGGGGAGGACGCCUACGCGGCCUUUGCAGUGGAUGGGGAUGAGGAGGAGGAGGAGGGGGGACUGCCGCCGGCUGCCGCCACUGCUGCUGCCAGCAUAAUGAGCAUGGCGGGGAGAGCUGGCGGAGGCGGCGGGGCAGGCGGGGCAGCGAGCCGGUUGCUGUCGUCACUGUCGCCCUCCGGUGCCGCCGCCGCUGCCCUCGCCGCCGCCGUCGCCGCGGGGCCACUGGCGCGACCCAGCACCGCCCUCCCCAGCCAGAACCACCACAAACGCAUCGCCAAUGCUCCUCCUGCCUCCGUCGGCGCCGCUUCCACCGCCGCCACCAGCCGUACCUCCGCCUCCGCCUCCACCGCUGCCGCCGCUGCGGUCACCCAAUCCCGGCCCAUUUCCGCCGGUUGGGGUAUGUUCCGCGCGCAACCAGGCGGCGGCGGCAGUGGCGGUGCGCCUCAUACCCACACCCACUCCCACCCCGCCGCCUCGCACCACCACCACCACCCGACCCACGGGUCACCCCUGCCCUCUCCCGCUGCACCCGGUGGCGCCGUCAGUACGGUGUCUCGCGGGGCUCCGCUGCGUGCCUUUGCUGAGCUGAUCAGCUCGGAGCGGCAGCGCAUGGCGGAGCUGGCGGUGCAGCUGCAGAGCAAUGCGGCGGCGGCGGAGGCGCAGCAGCGGGCGCUGGUGGGGUUGAGAGAGCACUUGGCGGCUAGCAUGGGGGC
Molecule: messenger RNA, 3974 nt
Organism: Astrephomene gubernaculifera
Lineage: Eukaryota; Viridiplantae; Chlorophyta; Chlorophyceae; Chlamydomonadales; Astrephomenaceae
Source: the annotation of a GenBank genome assembly